AUGAGUCCUCAAAGUCCAAGUAGUCCCAGGAAUACCCCCGCUCCUUCCCCUUCCCGCGCUACUACUCCUGCUAGUAGUACAAGCAGUACAAGUAGUAGUGCCAAGAAGGAAACGGCUCAUCCGUCAUCAUCAUCACCGCCGCCACCAUCCUCCGAAUUGGAAGCUACUGAUGCCAUGUGCUACCACUGCUUUGUCACCUUAUCCCAGGAACUUCAGCAGGGCGACAGCAGCAGCAACAAUAGCAAGAGCUCGUGGCGUGCCUUUCGCAACAAACGUCCCAUACCAGAGUACGUCAAGGCUCUCUCCGACCCUUCCAUCGAAUGCCCACUCUUUAUCACUUGGGAUAAGCUACGGCCCAAGGCGUCGUCUCUCUUCCCCAGCAAUUUACUCUUGCGAAAUAAUAAUAACGCCAGUGCCACCGAAACUACCCCUGCCACACCAAUCUACGAACUUCGAGGGUGCAUCGGAAGUCUCACCCCCAAACCACUCCUCACGUCGAUUGGAGACUAUGCACUCAAUUCGGCCUUGCGAGAUCGACGAUUCCAUCCCGUCACAGCUUCCGAAGUACCCCAGUUACGAGUCGCCGUCAGUCUACUCGUCAAGUACGAAGUCUGUGAUCAUUGUCUCGAUUGGCAUGUGGGGAAACACGGGAUCCUCAUUCGAUUUACAACAACAAUAACAACGGCAUCGUCGGGCAGCAGCAACAAUAGCAGCAAGACGUACUCGGCCACCUACCUUCCGGAAGUGGCAUCCGAACAAGGAUGGGAUCAACGUCAGGCUGUUACGGCAUUGGUACGCAAAUCGGGAUAUUCCGGCAAGGUCGAUCAGAAACUACUCGACACCAUAGACUGUACCCGCUAUCAAUCUUCCAAACGACGCAUGACCUACGAUGAAUUUGUCAAUACCCGAAAGCGAAAACGCCAACAACUCACACCCUCCACGUCGGCAUCGUCCUCGUUUCAUCAACAAGAUGUCGAAGAAGAAGGGGAAGAAGGAGACAACGAUGACUUUUCCGGGCCUGCCUUUCGACGAGUAGCCUUCUCUACUACUAGUAGUUAG
Molecule: messenger RNA, 1059 nt
Organism: Seminavis robusta
Lineage: Eukaryota; Bacillariophyta; Bacillariophyceae; Naviculales; Naviculaceae
Source: the annotation of a GenBank genome assembly